Meloidogyne enterolobii is the source of this 216-nucleotide messenger RNA. The record is from the annotation of a GenBank genome assembly. Lineage: Eukaryota; Metazoa; Nematoda; Chromadorea; Rhabditida; Meloidogynidae.
UUGGCAUUAACUCAAAAUGCAGUUUUGUGUAUGAUGUACUUGCUUGGCUUCCAUCUUGAAUGUCUUUGGUUUCGAUUACAGAUUAGAAAUUGCAGUUUAGUCAGGAAACCUUUGGACGGUUUGCUGUGGCUUUGUGCCCUUCAAGGCCUGUUUUGCUUGUCAAAUGAAGAUGUACAAAUUACUUUGUUAAUUUGCCCGGUGAUGGAGGUUUUUUAA